AUCUGCUUUGCUUUUUAUAACUUUAUUUUUUCUUUAGAGAGGCAGAAAGAUUGGAAGUGUUCUGAUUUAUUAGCACAUCGAGAUGGCACUGGAUCCUCUCACAUUGCACAAGAGCGAGUUUAGCGUUGCGAACCGAGAGAGCCGCAUCACUUCUGAUUCCUCUCAUCACAUGUAGAGCGUUUUUUUUUUCCUUUCCAGCUCUCAAAUCUAUUCACCUAUCCGACUUGAUCACUGAUUGGUGACUACGGUAUGUCCGAGCAGUUUGUCCUUGAUAUGAUACUUUAACACCGACGACAACAGAGAAAAGAAAGACGAGGGGUUAUUACAGGCUUUUUGGAUAUGGAUACUCCGAAGGAGCCCGGUUUUGUUCCCAACAAGGAGGGUUUCAAACAACUAGCGGGGAAGACACUGGGCCAUUUGCACAAGGUGUUGGAGAAGAGACAGAAACCUGGAGAGAAUAUAGAAUUAACGCAGGAUGGAAGACCAGCUCAGAGUACCGAGAGGAAAACGCCUCUCUGUGACUGUACGUGUUUCGGGCUGCCGCGCCGGUAUAUCAUCGCUAUCAUGAGCGGCCUCGGCUUCUGCAUCUCCUUCGGGAUCCGCUGCAAUCUGGGUGUGGCCAUAGUCAGCAUGGUCAACAACAGCACCAUUCACGUAAACGGCAAGAUCAUCAUCAAAGAGAAAGCUAAGUUUAACUGGGACCCGGAGACCGUGGGAAUGAUCCAUGGUUCAUUUUUCUGGGGAUAUAUAGUGACCCAAAUCCCUGGAGGGUACAUAUCCUCCCGACUAGCAGCCAACAGAGUGUUUGGAGCAGCCAUUGUUCUCACCUCCUUCCUCAACAUGUUCAUCCCGUCUGCUGCUCGUGUUCACUACGGCUGCGUUAUAUUCGUGAGGAUACUGCAGGGACUGGUGGAGGGAGUGACGUACCCAGCAUGCCAUGGGAUCUGGAGUAAAUGGGCCCCUCCACUGGAACGGAGUCGCUUGGCUACUACCUCCUUUUGUGGCUCUUAUGCUGGAGCUGUUGUGGCCAUGCCUCUGGCUGGCAUCCUGGUGCAGUAUACUGGCUGGUCUUCUGUCUUCUAUGUUUACGGGAGUUUCGGCCUAGUGUGGUACGUAUUCUGGAUCUUAGUGUCUUACGAGAGUCCUGCUGAACAUCCAACCAUCACUGACGAGGAGCGCACCUAUAUUGAGGAGAGCAUAGGAGAAAGUGCCAAUCUGAUGGGUCCUGCAGAGAAAUUCAAGACGCCUUGGAGAAAGUUUUUCACCUCUAUGCCAGUCUAUGCAAUCAUUGUUGCCAACUUCUGCAGGAGCUGGACCUUUUAUCUUCUGCUCAUUAGCCAGCCAGCGUACUUUGAGGAGGUGUUCGGCUUUGAGAUCAGCAAGGUUGGCAUGUUGUCCGCCCUUCCUCAUUUGGUGAUGACCAUUAUUGUGCCCAUUGGAGGGCAACUAGCAGAUCAUCUGCGCAGUAAGAAUAUCAUGUCUACGACCAACGUCAGGAAAAUCAUGAACUGUGGAGGCUUUGGUAUGGAGGCCACACUGCUGCUGAUAGUAGGAUACUCUCAAAGUAAAGGAGUAGCCAUCUCAUUCCUAGUGUUAGCUGUUGGCUUUAGUGGUUUUGCAAUAUCAGGCUUUAACGUUAAUCACCUGGACAUUGCUCCACGUUACGCCAGUAUUCUCAUGGGCAUCUCAAAUGGAGUGGGAACCCUUUCGGGCAUGGUGUGCCCUCUGAUUGUGGGUGCCAUGACUAAAAACAAGACCAGAGAAGAGUGGCAGUAUGUGUUCCUCAUCGCCUCUAUGGUCCAUUAUGGCGGUGUGAUCUUCUAUGGCCUCUUCGCUUCGGGUGAAAAACAACCAUGGGCCGACCCGGAGCAGACCAGCGAGGAGAAGUGCGGCUUCAUCGACGAGGACGAGCUGGCUGAGGAGACCGGAGAUAUCACACAGAACUAUGGAGCCCUGGCCGGUCCGGCCAAGUCAUACGGAGCUACCUCGCAACUGAACGGAGGAUGGGCCGAUGGAUGGGAAAAACGAGAGGAAUACGUCCAGGAGGGAGCGGAGGAGGGAGGGUACGGGUACAGGCAGGGUGGGAAUUAUUCCUAG
Messenger RNA from Trichomycterus rosablanca, 2097 nucleotides. RefSeq names its product solute carrier family 17 member 6b (gene slc17a6b). The transcript has 12 exons. Gene Ontology annotation, biological process: neurotransmitter loading into synaptic vesicle; synaptic transmission, glutamatergic; transmembrane transport. Gene Ontology annotation, molecular function: neurotransmitter transmembrane transporter activity; L-glutamate transmembrane transporter activity. Gene Ontology annotation, cellular component: excitatory synapse; synaptic vesicle membrane. NCBI's taxonomy places the organism in Eukaryota, Metazoa, Chordata, Actinopteri, Siluriformes, Trichomycteridae. Bases 340 to 2097 code for a protein of 585 amino acids. The record is from RefSeq and is a predicted model, not a curated record.